Molecule: messenger RNA, 2520 nt
Organism: Babjeviella inositovora NRRL Y-12698
Lineage: Eukaryota; Fungi; Ascomycota; Pichiomycetes; Serinales
Gene: GCD6
Product: translation initiation factor eIF2B catalytic subunit epsilon
Exons: 1
Coding region: 185-2332 (715 amino acids)
Biological process (GO): biosynthetic process
Cellular component (GO): eukaryotic translation initiation factor 2B complex
Molecular function (GO): guanyl-nucleotide exchange factor activity; translation initiation factor activity; translation initiation factor binding
Source: RefSeq, a predicted model, not a curated record
CAGUUUACCGCCUUAAGUUGUAUUGCCUCGGCUAAUUGCUGGGUUUCCCUUAUGACUCCAGUCUUUAAUGCGAACUCUGCGAUGUUGUGACCCAUUUUGCCGGUACAUGCACGCUUUUUCCCGUAUUUUUUUGCACGAUUUUUCUUCCCUCUGGCUCUUUCUCGACCAUACCUCAUCCACCACGAUGCCCCCAAAAGCGAAGAAGCAGAAGGAAAUUCUCCAAGACGAACGUCUCCAGGCCAUUGUCUUGACCGACUCGUUCGAGAGCCGAUUCAUGCCGUUGACGGCGGUCACACCGCGGUGUCUCUUGCCGCUCGCCAACGUGCCAUUGAUCGAGUACACGUUGGAGUUUUUGGCCAAUGCCGGGGUCAACGAGGUCUACCUCAUGUGCUGCAACCAUGCGGACCAGGUUCAGGAAUACAUUGACCGCUCCAAGUGGAGCGAUGUCGGGUCGCCGUUCAAGAUCGCCACCAUCAUGUCGUUGGAGUCGCGAUCCGUGGGUGACGCGAUGAGAGAUGUGGAUAACCGUGGGUUGAUCACCGGGGACUUUAUUUUGGUCACCGGUGAUGUGGUUACAAACAUGAAGUUUGACGGUGCGCUCGAGUUCCACAAGGCAAAGAAGGCGCAAGACAGAAACCACAUUGCCACCAUGGUGUUGACUCAGGCGUCGCCGUUCCACCGUGCGCGCUCCAAAGACGACUCCGCGUGCUUCAUAUUGGACACCACCAAUAACCGCUGCCUUUAUUACCAGGACAUCCCGAACUACUACCUCCAUGACAAGAAGACCAAGCGCAAAAAGCGCGGUAACAAGGCCAUUACCAUCGACCCGGAAUUGUUGGAAGACGUCGACGAGUUUGCCAUCCGCAACGACUUAAUUGACUGCCGGGUGGACAUUUGCACACCACACGUACCGCAAAUCUUCCAGGAUAACUUUGACUAUCAGUACUUGAGAAAGGACUUCCUCAAGGGGGUGUUGUCGUCAGAUUUGUUGAAGAAGACCAUCUACGCCUACAUCACUGAGUCGGACUAUGCCGCGCGUGUGUGCAACUGGCAGACCUACCACGCCAUCUCACAGGACAUUAUGGCCCGCUGGUGCUUCCCCGUAUGCCCGGACUUGUCCGUGGUGGACGAAGAUGACGAGAUGACCUAUGAAUCCAGACACAUUUAUAAGGGCUCCAAUGUGGUACUCGCGCAGGGCUGCAAGAUUGACGGUUGCACCAUGAUCGGCUCUAUUUCCAGUGUAGGUGAUGGCUCGCGCGUGGGGAAGUCCGUCAUCGGCAAGAACGUCACCAUUGGGAAGAACGUCGUUAUUGAGAAUUCGUACGUGUGGGACAAUGCCGUGAUUGGUGAUAACGUGCAGUUAAAGUAUUCCGUGGUGGCCAACGGUGCACAGAUCUUGAGUGGUGCCGUCUUGAAUCGCGACGCCGUUGUUGGCUACAAUGUGACUGUGGGCCGCAACAUGACGUUGAAGCCGAACACCCGUAUCUCGGCGCAGCGCGUUAAGUAUAAUUCUGGCCUUAGCGAUAAUGAAGAUGAAGAAGACGAUUCCCUUCGUGAUGAAGCCUAUGUGGGUGAAGAAGGGGUGGGCUUCGCUUACAAGUCUGACUCGGAAUCCGACUCCGACACAUCUUCCGACGACGAGGACUACUCUGACCACCAGUUCCACAUCAUGGACUUGAAGUUCGACUCCUUGGAGUUGUCUGACGACGAAUCGAUUAUCUCAGCGACUGCGUCCAAGAAGAAGAGCAGGAGACAGUCAUCCACCAUGUAUGAGACCGACUUCGAUGAAGACGAUGAAGAAGAGGAGAACUUCGAAAAGGAAGCUAUUGCCACUGUCGAGAGAGCUAUGGAGAACAACCACGACCUCGAUACCGCCUUACUAGAGUUGAACACCUUACGGAUGAGUAUGAACGUGACGUAUCACGAGGUUCGCCACGCAACCUCCUCCGCCUUGUUAACACGCAUCAACCAUUUUGUCGCAACUCAGACCCUCGCCGUCGUACCGGCUGUCAAGAAGGUGCUCGAUCAGUGGGGCCCGUUGUACAGGAGACAGGUGUUUGAGAAGGACGAGCAGGUUGAUUUGUUGAAUAUCUUCCAGAUCUUGUGUUCGCAGGAGGAUGUCGAGCCGAACGGUGCUAGUUUCUUCUUCAACAUUGUACAGAGAUUGUACGACAUGGAUAUCUGUGAGGAGGAGAACAUUUUGAAGUGGUGGCACCAGAACGAGAAGGCGUAUGAAGGCGAUGUCAAGCUCGUACAACUCUCCGCCGGCGUCAAGAAGUUUGUCGAGUGGUUGGAGAACGCCGAGGAGGAGAGCGAGGAGGAGAGCGACUAGUGCACCAUAACCGUUCAAGAGCUACUUUAGUAAUCUAAAGUAUGACCUCUUGUAUUUAAUCGACGAAAACCAUUGAGUAAGCGUAGCAUAACGAAGCCUAUAUAUGGCCCCAUGAAGACCUUAAUCGGUAUUAGCCGAGGAUCUAAAAUGUAGCUGAAGCACUAGGGCCACACUAGAGAUAUAUGGGG